Messenger RNA from Syzygium oleosum, 1146 nucleotides. RefSeq names its product tetraspanin-11. The coding region runs from base 189 to 1013 and encodes 274 amino acids. Lineage: Eukaryota; Viridiplantae; Streptophyta; Magnoliopsida; Myrtales; Myrtaceae. The transcript has 2 exons. The record is from RefSeq and is a predicted model, not a curated record. Gene Ontology annotation, biological process: auxin-activated signaling pathway. Gene Ontology annotation, cellular component: plasmodesma; plasma membrane.
AACAGUAACCGGAAAAGGUUCUCCUACUCCUACACGAACUCUUCUUCUUCAUCCCUUUUCGAUUCCAAUCUCUCUCUUCCAUCACCGUCACUCUGCACACACCGAGAAGAAACUUAAACCCCAGAUCCCCUCAAGAAUUCCACAUCCAUCGCUCGCUUGCGGUAGAAGUUCUGUGAUCCCGCGGAAAGAUGGUUCGUGCCAGCAACUUCGCCGUCGGGCUCCUGAACGUCCUCGUCGUCCUCGUCUCUCUCGCCGCCGUCGGUGCCUCCGUGUACUUCCGCGUCCACGGGAGCCCCACCCCCUGCCAGAAGUCCCUCCAGGACCCGCUCCUCGUCGCCGGCCUGGCCCUGCUCGCCGUCUCCCUCAUGGCGGUCGUGGGCGCGUGCUGCGGCGUGAACUGGCUGCUGCGGCUCUACCUGGCGCUCAUGCUCGUGCUCAUUGUCGCCCUCGUCGCGCUAGCCGCGUUCCUGUUCCUGGUGACGAACAAGGGCGCGGGCAAGGCGGUGUCCGGGCGGGGUUACAAGGAGUACAGGCUAGGGGACUACUCGCACUGGCUGCAGAACCACGUGGCGAGCGGGAAGCGGUGGGAGGAGAUCAGGAGUUGCCUGGCUGAGGGGAACGUCUGCCGGAGCCUCGCGGUGGACGGCGCCGGCAGGGAGGCGGCGCAGUUCUUCAAGAUGAAUUGGUCCCCCAUCCAGUCGGGUUGCUGCAAACCUCCGAGCGACUGCGGGUUCGAGUUCAAGAACGCGACCUACUGGACGCUGAGCCCGGGGUCGUCGGGCGCGGCCGACGGCGACUGCAGCAAGUGGAGCAACGACCCGAAGACCCUGUGCUACAACUGCAACUCGUGCAAGGCCGGGUUCUUGGCCAGCAUCAAGCGGCAGUGGAGGGUGCUGCUCGUGUUCAACAUCUGCGUCGUCGUCAUCGUCCUCUUCGUCUACAGCGUCGGGUGCUGCGCCGCCAAGAACAACCGGUCGGACGUCUAUAAACACCAUCGUUGUGGAUGUUGUUAGACGAUUCAGACGGGGGUGUACAUUCACUUUGUUCCUAGAUAGGAAGACUUGAUACUUAGCACAUUCGUAGGUUCCGAUGUUGUGGAUUUCAUUGCUCAGGAAAGAACUUCUUGUUGGGGUUGUUUUUUUAGGU